Molecule: messenger RNA, 738 nt
Organism: Caenorhabditis remanei
Lineage: Eukaryota; Metazoa; Nematoda; Chromadorea; Rhabditida; Rhabditidae
Exons: 5
Coding region: 1-738 (245 amino acids)
Source: RefSeq, a predicted model, not a curated record
AUGGCUAAUAGAGACUUGGAAAGCCUUUAUGACUAUGAUUAUGAAGAAGAGGACGAUGAGCCAUACCUUUAUUCACCAGCACCUGAGUAUGAUGAUGUUGCGAAUGAUCGAAUGACCGUAGAGACUGAAGAAGUCAGUCUCCCACACCGUCUUGAAGACACAGAGUACCCAGUGACGCCGCAGUCGGUUCCAUUCUAUGGGGGCACAACUAACAGAGCGGCGUAUACUUGGAAAGUGCCACACGGAAGGGAGAAAAGAGAAACAGCAGAAUCUGAGGUCGGCGAGGCUCAAAAAAUCCCAUUUUAUUCCGAAACCACGCAUCGCAGCCAAUAUCAACCAUUCGAUGCAUCCGUCGCGAGGACACGCCUCUCCAGAAAAACUUCGGCUCUUCCCACUGAGAAGAGCGAAAAUCUCCUUGACGGUUUGGAAGAAGGAGCUGUUCUCCAAAAGUUCUGGGAUAACAGAAACGGUCGCAAUGUAGAUGAAUCCUCCGGCAGUGAAUGGAAGUACCCAGGAGCUUGCAGCGGCGUCGGCAAGAGCAUCAGCGUCAGAAGCGAGGAGGGAGAUGACGCAUCCAGAGAGGGCACCCAAAGCGGUGACGAGUUGGAUGAGCAUAGCCUUCUUUUUAGAGUAUCCGGAUUGAAUGAGAAUCGCGAAAUCUCCAAUCUCGUGUGGGACUUCAUGGACAAGAACGGUGACCAUUGUGACGACUCCAACAGUGGUUCCAGCGAUGAAUGA